Halichondria panicea is the source of this 984-nucleotide messenger RNA. RefSeq names its product uroporphyrinogen-III synthase-like. The coding region runs from base 54 to 860 and encodes 268 amino acids. Gene Ontology annotation, biological process: uroporphyrinogen III biosynthetic process. The transcript is spliced from 7 exons. Gene Ontology annotation, cellular component: cytosol. The record is from RefSeq and is a predicted model, not a curated record. Gene Ontology annotation, molecular function: uroporphyrinogen-III synthase activity. Lineage: Eukaryota; Metazoa; Porifera; Demospongiae; Suberitida; Halichondriidae.
UCCUUUCCCUAAACAAAAUGCAACAAUUUCUAUAGGCGAUCUUUUCCCGAUUGAUGGCUUCUGCAGAUGGUUCUCUUGCUGUAGCUGCUCAGAGCAGAAUUGCAGUUCUCCUGAGAGCUCCAAAAGGACCAGAGGACCCUUAUUAUAAUGCAUUGUCAGUUGCUGGUUUCCAGUCUGUUCACUUCAUACCAGUCUUGCAUUAUGAGCACAUGAAUCAGGAUGAGCUACAAUCUGAUAUACUGAGCAGCGACAAAUUUUCAGGUAUUGUGUUCACCAGUGGGACGGCGGUUGAGGUGUGUGUCUCUUCCCUCACUGAGCACGAGAGGGGCAGGGUGACAGAGAGGUGGAAGCAACUACCUGUGUUCGUUGUGGGCAAAGCUACUGCACAAGCUGUCAGAGGGCUUGGUCUGAGUCCUACCGGCUCACACAGUGGAAAUGCUGAGACACUGAGCAAGCUGAUCAUUGAGCAUUUCUGCCCUGGUGUGCCCACCAAGCCACUACUGUUUCCCUGUGGUGCCCUGAGGAGAGAGACACUCCCCGUGGCACUGGAGGGAGCUGGUCUACCCCUCAAGUGCCUCGCCUGUUACAAGACACUCCCUCACCCCGACUUACAGGGCAGACUGAGAGAGCUAUCUCCACAGGCAGAGGUGGAGAGUGUGUGGGUGGUGUUCUACAGUCCUUCAGGAGUCAACUUUGCUCUGGAUUGUGUACUAAAAACAUUCAAGUCUGGAUUUAAGGUAGCUGCGAUUGGUGCUACUACUGGUGACAGUCUGAGCAAGGCUGGACGUAGACCUGAUGCAGUGGCCAAGCUACCCAACCAUGACUCACUAACUGAAGCUAUCCUCGAAUGCUGUAUAUAAUUAUAUAGUUCAUGAUAAAUUCAACUUUUAUAGUGACAAUUUAUUUUUAUAACAAUUAAUUUGUACAUCAAUCAAAGAAAAAACAACAGCAAUUAUUUUGAUAAAUAAAUAUUUGUUGAACACA